UGCCCUGAUGCCACCCCCAAUCAUGGGAUGGUCCCCCUCGAAUGCUGGAGGCGACAUCGUCGACGAGUCGACGUUGCCCAGAGAGAUCGUCUUCCCGGCGCAGCCUGCGUCCUCCCCCUCCUCGUCCUCCGACGCGCCGCGACGAGGAAGGAUACCCCGUCCCCGCAACGCGUUCAUCAUGUUCCGCCAGUGGUUUGUGCAGCACCGCCCCUCCAAGAGGUCCCUCAAGGGCGCGGGCUCCGGGGUGUCCGUCUCCCGCGAGGCUAGCAUCGCAUGGCAUGCGCUGCUCCCCGACCAGAAGCAGUACUUCUACAAGCUCGCGGAGAUUGAGAAGAAGCGACACGCUCUCCAGUAUCCGGGCUACCAGUUCAAGCCCCGCCGAAACCCCAAGGGCUCCUCUCAAAACGUCGCGGCGACCAUCGCUGCCACGAGCUGUUCUGCUGCGCCUAGUCCUGCUCUGUCGACCAGCUCCUUCGUCUGCCGAGCGGCCGAGCUGAAGCGCCCGUCAUCAGCGCAGACCGUCGGCCAGCCAACGCUCGACUACGGCUCGCCGGCGCAUCAGACUCCCCCGAUGACGCCACCGCCAGAAUCUGUGGCGUCCGCCUCUCUCGCGUCAAUCAAGGCCGACCGCAGGCGCUCGUCCUCUGUUCCCGUCACCUCCGAAGACUACAUCUACAUGUCGAGGUUCCUGGCUGCAACUGAAAAUGCAGCCCCGUUCAUUGUGACCACGGACGAUUUGGUUUCCCAACCGAUGUCGGCGACAUUCUCUGACCACAGACGCUCGCGGUCCUUGAGUCGAGAGUGGCCAACCGCGGCUCCUGCUUUCGAGGCAGCACCACUCGAAUCGAUGUUCCUGGAUCCUCGUAGUCCGCAGCACUCUCACGAAUACGUCUCGUCAUUCAAUUAUUUUCCUCCGCGAUCGCCGAACAACGCGACGCUUGACCCGGCCGCGCUCUUCCUACCCAACGCUCCCAUGCCUCCGCUGGAUGCGGUCGCGUCGUCGCUGGUCGACUGCGAGGGCGCACCGCCUCGCCUCUCACCGAUGACUACGUCGAUCAUCGUCACCCCUGUCGCGCCUACAGCCAAGCGGCCUCCGCGGGUCACCCCCCCUCUGUGGCUUGGGAUACCCUCUUGCUCGGAGAGCUUUGAUCUCGCGGCGCUCUCCGAAGGGUCCUCGCCACCCGAGUCCGUCACCGAGCAGGGCUUCUCCCCGCCGCUGGGUGCCUUCGAGUGGGAUGGCUCGCCGCUGAUGUACCCUGUUGACGUCGGAUUUGAAGAUCCCUCCUACUUCUCCCAACAUGUGUUCGCUCCAGAAGACCUGGACUUCUCUCUUCCGGGGUAUCUCUGAUGCGCCUUCCACCCAGUUCUCAUCGUCGCGUUGCUGUCUCUAUUGUAUAUAUUUAUUUCCGACAUACUCACCCAGUAUUCGCCCGUAGAACUAAAUGUAUAUCGCCGCCAGGCGCCUGUAUCAUCUGCUGUAUAUCUCCCUUCUGGGGCUGUUUAUGAUAAGAAUC
Molecule: messenger RNA, 1514 nt
Organism: Mycena citricolor
Lineage: Eukaryota; Fungi; Basidiomycota; Agaricomycetes; Agaricales; Mycenaceae
Source: the annotation of a GenBank genome assembly